GCGGAUCAAAGAACAGAAAGCAGCAGAUAGAGAACAAAGUAUUUGUAUUUAAACUCUGGAUCUGACUGGGAAGAUUAAUAACAGAAUAAUAAGUGUGGAUGAUGGAGAGGCCGCUCUGUGCCUUAUUUUCUGGAUUUUUAAGUUGACCAAAUAGUAGAAAAUGCUGCUGGUGAGGUGAAAACGAUGAAGAGAAGAAGGCAGAAAUGUGUUUUUAAUGCAGCACCUGUGGUCUGACUGUUGGAUGGAGCCGCUGGAGAUGGAGCCGCUGUUAUUCUGGCUGUACAGAAGACGAGAGACGCGCGCGGCGGAUGAAUAUUGGAGUGGUUUCAGAGUGAUCUCCUUUCAGCUCAAUGACAGGGGGAUCUGAGGCGGGAAGGUGGAGGGAUGGAGAAUGCCAGUCAGCUCAAACCAACGCCUGUCAUCUACGGAGAGCUGUUGAACAUCUCCUCCAACUACACCCGCGACAAUUUCACGUCGAAGGCGGAGGAGAAGGACGGUAACGUGGCUUUCCAGGCGGGUGUCGCGGUGACCUUAACCCUCAUAACUUUAGCCACGACGCUUUCAAACGCGUUCGUCAUCGCCACCAUUUAUCAAUCCCGAAAAUUACACACGCCGGCAAACUUCCUGAUCGCCUCCCUGGCCGUCACCGACCUCCUGGUGUCCAUCCUGGUGAUGCCCAUCAGCGCGCUCUACACGGUCAGCCAGACGUGGACGCUGGGGCAGGUGGUGUGCGACAUCUGGCUGUCCUCGGAUAUAACGUGCUGCACCGCGUCCAUCCUCCACCUGUGCGUAAUUGCGCUGGACCGCUACUGGGCCAUCACGGACGCGGUGGAGUACUCCAAGAAGCGCACGCCAGCGCGCGCAGCCGGCAUGAUCGCCACCGCCUGGGUGAUCGCCAUCUCCAUCUCCCUGCCGCCUUUCUUCUGGCGCCAGGUGAAGGCGGAGGAGGUGACGAGCUGCAACGUGAACACCGACCACAUUUUCUACACCAUUUACUCCACCUUCGGCGCGUUCUACAUCCCCACGCUGCUGCUCAUCGCGCUGUACGGGAGGAUUUAUGUGGAGGCACGGAAGCGCAUCCUGAAGCAGUCGCACAAUAAGCCGGGGAAGAGGCUCACCUCGGCGCACCUGAUCACCAACUCCCCCGGCUCGGUGGCGUCCACAACCUCCCUGAACUACGGGACGAACGACACCUCCUCCUGUGACACUACCUCGUCCGCGAACGUGAGCCAAGUUAAAGUCACUGUGUCCGACGCGCUGCUGGAGAAGAAGCGGAUCUCCGCCGCCCGCGAGAGGAAGGCCACCAAAACUUUGGGAAUAAUCCUGGGAGCCUACAUCAUAUGCUGGCUCCCGUUUUUCAUUUACACUCUUCUAGUGCCUGUGUGCGAGUCCUGCUUCCACCCGGAGCUAUUUGACAUCUUCACCUGGCUGGGUUACCUCAACUCUUUAAUCAACCCCAUCAUUUACACCAUGUCUAACGAGGACUUCAAACAGGCUUUCCACAAACUAAUACGGUUUAAAUGCUGCAGGGCAUGAACGAUGAUAACCAGCCAUAAUUACCCCGUUCAGACCCCAUCUCUAAUCAUCUGUAUAAUGCCAGAAACCCACCAACAAAUAUGUCACUCCCCAGGUUUCCCCUGAGGGCGCCCACACAUUGUUUAUGAUAAUGUGGUUGCAGAAUGAGGAAUGAGGAAAUGUAUUGAGCUGCCAUCCCGCCUGCAUUGUGUGAUCUGAUGUAAUGCAAACAUAUAGGCAGCUGCAGUUGGUGCAGAGGAGGUGAAGCUCUGUGACUGGUGUUAUUAUAGUGACUUGGAGAAAGUCCAUAGCCCCAGAGAGCGGGGGGCCUUUCCCGCCUGUACGCGCUGCACUGGACUGCAGCCUGCAGACUCACUUUGCCAUAUGAGUUUGACAGUCAACGUCAGUUGGCUUGUAAGCACAAACAGCUUAGGACUAAGCUACCACGAGCCCCAAGGGCAAAAAAUAAGAUUUGUGUUUCAUUUUCCUGACUCAAUAAGGGGAAAUACUGGUGCCUACUACAGUUUAGUUUUGUUCCUCAGACGUGCCUGGCCCGGAUGGAGAUAAAAAGCAUGAUUUAUGUUUGAGAAAAAGACACAAUCUGUUGUUUUCUCGUGGCCAGUGUAUGUAUGUUAGAGCCCGACCGAUAUUAUCGGCUGAUAUUGGCCUGUUGCGCAAUAUAAAAUCUUUUUUUCUGGUACAUAGUGCAGAGACAAAUGCUUGUGGUAAUUUAUUGGUGUCAGUGUAACGUUUGUCCAGCAGAAGGCGCUGUGAUUUAAAACACUGAGGCAAACAGCAGAGAAUAAGAGAUCAGAAGCAGCUUUUAGCCACUAGAACUGGUUAAAUUAUUUACUGUGUUUAAGAAUAUUUAACUCAAAUAUUCUUUUAAAAAAUAGCUUUAUUAAAGAAAAUUUAAGAGUAACUUUGCAAAUUCAAAUCAGUACAAAAUCAGUCUGUUUUCAUUCUAGCUCAAAGAUUCUGCUGCGAUAUCGCUAAUAAUUCUUUCUACUCUCUCGGUCGGGCUCUAACGUAUUUUCUUUUCUUUUCUUGCUGUGACUGAUGUUCACUUUAAACAAGGCUCCAAAAUGAGUGUAAAUCCGUAUGCAUCAGUGUGAUUCUUACCUUCAUUUACCUGAAGAGUCUGGAUUGUGCUCAGUGGAAUGGGUGUCACACUGUAAAAUAGCUCCGACUCUGAGGGACCGAUUCUAUCUACCAGACCUCUCGUUAAAGAUGCAUUCUUAAUUGUUAAUAUUAGCUUUGAUGUUCCAUUUCAUGUCAGGCUAAACAAACACAAAUCUAGUCGAACAGGGUUGACGACGGACAGGAGGGUUCCCGCAGUCGCAUCUUGGAAUUUGGCAUUUGGUGUCUUCCACAUCCGGAGGAGAAAGUUAUGGAAGAUUCUUUUUUUUUUUUUUUAAUGCUGGAAAAUGUCAUUCUGAUCAAAAUCACCCUUUUCCUCCCACCAAAGCGUCACAUGUUAAAUGUCAAGCUUUAGCUGCUGCUGAUCCCUUAAAAGAACAUUUUUUGGGGGAAAAAUUCAAACAGAAGUCUGUUUGCUUGCAGGUUGUCAGAAAAAGAUGCAAAAAACUGUAACAACAACAACAACAAGGUGCGGGUGAUGGAACUCAUGCUGCACGUGUUCGGGGCUGUAGCUACCACUCAGGAUAUUAUAACAACCUGACGGGGAAUUUAAAUUACACAUGGUGAGUUUUUAAAGGCCCAUUCUGAUAUUAUUAAGAGUUAAAAUUAUAUAAUUUAAAUGUUUUUACCCAAAAAAAUGAAUUCAGGAUUUUCAGUUGUAUUAAAGUCUUGGCAUUUUGGAGCAGGUAUUUAGGCCACUGUGUAAGAAGAUAUGAUCAUAGUUAUAUAAUUUAAAGCAGCUACAAGGAAUUUAAUUUGGUGUUGAUUCUGGCGGCCCCUGUGGACACAAACGGUAGUGUUUCUAUUGGCAAUCUGAUUAAGGCAUUAAAAAUAACUGUAUAGAAAUAUAUAAACGAGACAAUGUGAGAAAAGAUUGGAUAAGUCACAUAGAGGCAUCAGUAUUACAUGAAGACUGUUUCAUAAUUAACAAAUGAAGUGAAUUACGACUUAAUCUGCUCCUCUUAAUGUUGGAGCAGACUUACAAGGUACUAAGGCAGCAUUUAGGGCACUUUAAUGAUAAAAAUCUUGUUGUUUUUACACAGCAAAGUAACAAUUUGUGCACAUUUACACUAAACGUAAUAUUCAAAAUUAAGUUAAGAAAGCCUCGGUCAACUUUCUCCUUUCCUGUACUGAGAUCUCCAAUGUGCUAGGAACUUAAAGUUUGUGUUAAGUCUGGCAGCCCCUGUGGACAAAAGUGCUUCUACCGCCUUGUUUCAUUGAUUUCAAGGGGAAUUUAAAUACAUAUUAAAUAUAGAGACUGUUUUGGGGUGGGUAUGGGGUUGCGUUGGGGACAGCUACAGCUCUGUUCAUGUUGUGCAAUCAUUUAGGAAAUCUCUGAAUGUGAUCUGAAAUGUGUUGGAACCCUGUCUUGUUCAUUUUUAAGAACAGUUGACACCACUCUCAUGUCUCUGUCGGACUCACGAUGGACGUAAACAAUCAAAAUCGAUGGAGCAGAACUUUUUUUCCCCACACAUUCUUCUAGUCAAAACCUACAUUACCCACAAUGCAACUCGAGCGCUGCCAGUUCAGUCAGAGAUUGGGGUGUGUUAUGCUAGUAGUGGCUAAUGUAGCCUGGAGCCUCUAGUCCUCAGCAGAGAGGAGGAGCAGCUGCAGAGGUAAGAUCGCCUCUUUCUAACUCAACACCAACAGAUUUUAGUCUUCAGCCGACGCGGACUCAAGUGACAUCACUUGAGGAGAUUUAUCAGACUUCACACAGCGCCCUCUGGAGACACUAAAGUCUAAAACAUGCAGUACAACACCUGGAAACACUAUGAUAAUCAGUCCCUCCAGAAAAACGCGGAGUUUGUUUGUGAUUGUUGCGGGCCAAAAUCCUUGAUUAUGCGGCACGUUUUCUUAAAAAACGCGAUGGAAUAUGCGGCAAUUUAUGCAAUUUUAUGCGAUGAAAACGGGAACUUGCAAAAAUUGCGGCUUCAUCGCGGGUUUGCAGCUUUUCGUUGACGUUCACAUUGCGUAAUUACGUCACUUCAUAACGUUCCCAUGGCAACAGGGGAAAAUGGCUGCUCUUGUGUGGAGUUAACGCAACAUUUUUCAACUUUAACAACAAGAUAUAUGUCUGACUUUUUUGCAACGGAAAAGCGAGGAUUAUGAAAUCAUGCAAGCCCCGCAUGUUUGGAGCGGAAAUCUGCAAUUUAUGCGGUGAAAGUUCGGCGUAUUUAAAAAAAUGCCCCCGCAUAAAUAUGCAGACUUUGGCUGAUUAUGCAUUGAAUUCUGGGAUCACAUAAUCGUGUUUUUCUAGAGGGACUGGAUAAUAGUAAUGAUAAUAACACUAUAUAAAUCAGUGGAGUUCACUGUUGAGUAUAGAGCCAGGAGACAAUUAGCCUAGCUUAGCAUAAAGACUAGAAACGGGGGGAAACCGCUAGCCUGGCUCCAUCCAAAAGUUAAAAAUACACCCACUAACACCUUUAAAGCUCGGUAGCUAACACAUACGGUUUAAUCCGUACACAAACAGAAACGUAAAGACAAAAAGUUGUGUCAAAUUUAACAAAUGAAUUCAUGUUAGCUAGUAUUAGCAAAAUCCUAGCUAACUAGCCAACUAAUCUACAUUCACUUUAUUUCCAGUCUUUAUGCUAAGCUAAGCUAACCGCCUGGUGGCUCUAGCUUCAUAUUUAACAUACAGACAUGAGAGUGGUAUCAAUCUGUUCAUCUAACUCCUAGCAGCCAAGCUAAAGAGCUCAUUUGUGAAACUAUUCCUUUAAUAAGUAAUAAAACAUGCAUUUGUUGAUGAGUAAUCGCCACAAAUCGGCUGCAGGGAGCUUGUUGCACUGAGAGUCAAAAAAAAGAAGAAAACAGAAUUAUACAGUCUGCUGUAUCACAACAUCAAAGAUGGUUGCCAGAGACUCGUGAUCUCCUCUUCGUGGCUCCCACAUUGUAACCGAGCCACGUCUCCGCAGCCAUGUUGGGUGUUUGAGCACUGCAGCCGUCCUGCUCUGUUGCAGCUCUGUGGUGAAUAGCCUCUUUGUGUACAGUAUUGAUCAGCUCAGUGUGAAACUCAUCUGGUGGCUCUGUCAAUCCAAUGGAAGUUGCAUUUCAUCCGGGUUAGCUUCUGCUGUACAAUGCUUCUGCACACAUAGGCGAUGCACUGUAACCGCUCUCUGCUCUGGAGGAUGAAAUCCAACCCGCUGGGAGCACAAAAAAGAACUGCUGCUGUUGUGAAAAUAUCAAUAAAAAGGUCUAUGGCAUCAUGAGGUUACAA
Molecule: messenger RNA, 5869 nt
Organism: Dicentrarchus labrax (European seabass)
Lineage: Eukaryota; Metazoa; Chordata; Actinopteri; Moronidae
Product: 5-hydroxytryptamine receptor 1B-like
Exons: 1
Coding region: 385-1536 (383 amino acids)
Biological process (GO): regulation of behavior; vasoconstriction; chemical synaptic transmission
Cellular component (GO): plasma membrane
Molecular function (GO): G protein-coupled serotonin receptor activity
Source: RefSeq, a predicted model, not a curated record